AUGUCCGACAUCGAUAUACCUGAUGACAUUCUUCACAAUAUACUUGUUCGACUUCCGGCAAAGUCCUUACUGCGUUUUAGAUGCGUAUCCAGACACUGGAAUCAUCUGAUUAUUGAUCCUUACUUUAUGAAGUCGAGAUCACGUCGAAUGAUCAUCCUCCCCACCUCACCUCUUCAUCUUAUCGACGACAAUGUAUCAACCAACGACCCAGAUCAUUCAAUAGUCAAGCUUCCUUUUCCUUUUCGACACCAAGAAGGUACAGAUGUCACCGUUGUAGGAACCUUUACUGGGAUAGUCCUUUUAGUUCUUAGUGAUCAGUUCCAAAACCCUCAUAUGAUUCUAUACAAUCCAUUGACCAGGGCGUCGAAGGAAAUCCCGGAUCCACCGUAUCCAUUUCAUGGCGCCACCUAUGCAUUUGGAUUUGGCUAUGGUGCAACCCCAGAUGACCUGAAAAUUGUUCAAAUUGAAGUUCAUGACGAUUUCUAUGGCGACUGGAACACUUUUGAUGUCUUCGAUCUUAAAAAGAGUUCAUGGAUCACACGAAAAGACUUCUCUCCAAAAUAUGGGUUUCACGAAGAUAUUGGUGGUACGUUUCUAAACGGAUUCUUAUAUUGGGUUGCUUAUAAAUACGACAUGGUGGUGAUCUUGGGUCUGAAUAUUAAGGAGAUGGUGGUUUCAAAGAUAGAUAUACCUGAUCGAUGUCAUUGCACGCUUUUGGGUUCAAUAAAUGGAUGUCUUUGUAUCAUCAGCAUGAUGAUCAGUCAACUCCAAGAAACAACGACCACUGCCACCGCUGGAGACAUACUCGCACUCCUUGGCACACCUCAGCAGGCUGCAUCCGUCGACCCCUAA
Lactuca saligna is the source of this 852-nucleotide messenger RNA. The record is from the annotation of a GenBank genome assembly. NCBI's taxonomy places the organism in Eukaryota, Viridiplantae, Streptophyta, Magnoliopsida, Asterales, Asteraceae.